UCGAAUUCAUUUUGCUGCCAGUUAUUCAUGUAUAAAAACCACAAUGAAAACAAAGUUUAUAGGAAAUGAAACAAAAAAGCAACAAAAAAACAGGCAACUCGAAUAAAAUGAUCUUGCUUGUAGACUGUUUAAAAUAAGUUUUGUUUAUUGCUUCAAACCAUAUCGGAAACAAAUUACAUUUAGGUUCAAAUAAACUCCUUUACGAUGGCACGAGGAGGCUUGAUCCACCAAGUCCACAUUGCUGAUGGUUUUGCUGAUGACUGCGAAGAGUUAAUUCAUCGUUGGUUGAAAACAGAGACAUUUACCUAUGAAAUGUUCUGCCAAAUAUGGAAAGACAUGAAAUUUGGAUCUUUAUAUCAUGGAAGGACAUGCGCCCCCGAGAUUGCAGAAUUAUCUGAAGAAUUGAUACAAAUAGCAAAGCAUUAUAUGGUUACCAAUACAAGCAAUUUUGAGGAGUCAGUGGCGGGCAUGUUCAUUGUGUAUGCUCUAAUCCACCUCCAACCUUAUUCCGAGUUUGCUGCCUUGAGGAUUGUCCCAGAAGACGUAGCCGCUCUUAACAAGAUUGAGGCGGUCGCGCGCGCGAAGAAACGUUAUGAUGUGCUAUACAUCCUGGGCUCGCUGCUGAUCGAGGGGCCGGUGCAGUAUCACGCGGCUGCUCGGGAACACGGGAUAGAGUCCGGCAUCAGGAAGUACUUGGAAGGUUGCUCAAGCAUAGACAGACUAGGGUUGCGACCCCGCGGCGUCUUUUACCGGCAAACUGAAGAAUUGGAUCUGUUGAGGGAACUGCGGGUCAUCACCAAGCGGUACUCUCAGGCUAAAGAGGCCAUAUCAGGCAAUAACAGCCGUGACCUAAGCUACUUCAACGCCAAGUUCCCAGAAGAACUGGACACUUCCCUCAAGAAGGUCAUCGACGGUAUCCCUGAGAAGAGUGAAGACACCAAAGAGAGUAAUGACACUUCGAUGAAAGCCAUCAAAGAGAAAGCUAUGAAGCUCUCAGUGGACGGCAUGAGGCAUCUACAGAGUGCCACCGCUAAGAACAAAUCUCCUAAGAAACAGAGUCCCAAGAAAGCCAUAUGCGAAAUCAAACAGAAACCUGGUGGUGUUCGUCGACAAAGCCCCAAACCAGUUACUUUAGUCAAACGCAAAACAUCGGGAAAAUUGCCAAAAGCCAAGAAGCGGAAACGUAAAAACUCAGAUUUCAGUUCUAAUAAAGACCAGUCUACACCGCCUAAUGAAACCAAUAGUGACAACCAUACUGAUACAUCCAAUGAUAUAAACCUUGAUAAUUUUGAUAAAGAAAAGAUCAUUGAUAGCAAUAAUGAUGAUACUACUGAUGCUUCCGAUGAUCUAAUCCUCGAUGAUUUUGCUAAAGAAAAGAUCAUUGGUGAUACUAUAAAUGAUAAUACUACUGCAACGUCCAAACAGCCAAACCUAGAUAACGUUGAAAACCAACAUGCAGAAGAGAAAGAAAUAUACAUCUCCAUAGAUUGCUUACCAGUUUACAUCAGAGAAGAGCAAGGAGGUAAAUUGUAUGAGAUCGAGAUUAUUGAUGAACUAAAGUCGAAAUUGAAGGACGAAAAACAAGAGAAAGCUAUAUCGAAAAAUUUAGAAGAUGGUGAAGGUACUUCUGAGGGUGUUAAUGAAAAAGCAGAAGUAGCAGAAUUUAAACCAGCCCCCGUUAAGCGGCAAACGAAGCAGAAUAAGGAAAUAGAUAAGAAGACACACAGUCCUCUUCUGAGAAGGAAGGAGAAGAGAGAUCUUAAAAAGCCAGUUAUGAAGUCGAAGUUCAAACGGUUGGGUAUGUUGAAAGUUGCUAAUUUUAAUGAUGAUGAUAAAAGUGCUGGGGUUAAGAAAAAGGAAAAAGAUUGAGAUGGUGUGACGAUUUGGAGGUCGUAGAAAUAGAGAAUGGACCAGUGUUCCCUGUCCAACUGUUCAGUAAAACUGGGCAGACAAGUGUGAGAGAGACAAAGCGAUAGUGCGGCA
Molecule: messenger RNA, 1983 nt
Organism: Chilo suppressalis (striped riceborer)
Lineage: Eukaryota; Metazoa; Arthropoda; Insecta; Lepidoptera; Crambidae
Source: the annotation of a GenBank genome assembly